Schistocerca americana (American grasshopper) is the source of this 714-nucleotide messenger RNA. Its product is annotated as keratinocyte proline-rich protein-like. Lineage: Eukaryota; Metazoa; Arthropoda; Insecta; Orthoptera; Acrididae. The transcript has 2 exons. The record is from RefSeq and is a predicted model, not a curated record. Bases 1 to 714 code for a protein of 237 amino acids.
AUGCCAAACGACCGUGUGAAGCUACCGUCGCCUGGUGAAGUGUCUCGGGAAUUUCCUGCGGCUGCUGUCGAGUCUACCAUAGCUCGAUACUCGGGAGGCUGCUCAUCGAAGAAGAAGAACAGUAACUGUGCUAAGAAAAAGGAUCCGUGCAAGAAACCUGAGCCGUGCAAGCCAGCUCCCUGCCCAAAACCUGAUCCGUGCAAGAAACCACCGCCUUGUCCUCCAAAACCACCUCCGUGUCCCAAACCUGAUCCAUGCAAGAAACCAGAUCCAUGUCCAAAACCAGAUCCCUGUGCAAAACCAGAUCCCUGUCCAAAACCUGAUCCUUGCAAGAAACCAGACCCUUGUCCUCCAAAACCAUCUCCAUGUCCAAAACCAGAUCCCUGUCCAAAACCAGAUCCUUGUCCAAAACCAGAUCCCUGUCCAAAACCUGAUCCAUGCAAGAAACCAGAUCCCUGUCCAAAACCUGAUCCAUGCAAGAAACCAGAUCCCUGUCCAAAACCUGAUCCUUGCAAGAAACCAGAUCCCUGCCCAAAACCUGAUCCAUGCAAGAAACCAGAUCCUUGUCCCAAACCAGAUCCCUGUCCAAAACCUGAUCCAUGCAAUCCUUGUCCAAAACCUGACCCAUGCAAGAAACCUGAUCCCUGCCCAAAACCAGAUCCCUGUCCAAAACCAGAUCCCUGUCCAAAACCUAAUCCAUGUCCAAAGUGUUAG